CCCUCGUCUAUUAUCUGCACCAUCCACCCUGCUACGACACGCAUACACCUCGACGGGACUCACCGUUUGAACCCAUUCUCACAUUAUGAUCCGCCGCGCCCCAACAGCGAUCCCCAUGUCCGAUGCAGACGUCCAAGACGUCCGCGAGCUCGUCGACAAGCAGCGCACCCUCGCCAACAUGCGCACCCGCUCCCUCGCCCGCCUCCGCGAGCUCUCCGACCUGCCCGCGUUCGACGCCCAGACGCUCAACACCGUCAAAUCCAUGGGCAUCUUCCCCGGCACGCGCGGCCCCGCCGCCCACGCGCAUGCCCAGGCUCACGGGCACCAGUUUCAGCAGGGAGGAAGCACAAACGCGAGCAUGAAUACGAGCUCGAAUGUGGGAGAUGUUACGGGCGAGACGUCUGCUGCGGACUCAUCAGCAGCAUGAAACACUGCAGUAGAUUUGGUGCAGUGGGUAAUCCCUCUCCAUUGACGCAUUCGUGCCAUCGCCCGUUCAACAUCACAUCCAUGCGUACCAUUCUUCGGAACGUUGGCAAUUUUUUGCUCGCUAGCGACACUAACUAUUCUGGUCCCGAACUCGUUGGGGGUACGUUAUGAUGGGUCAGGAUGGUAAAGACGGUUGUAGAGACAAACUCGUCAGGGCUUUAGCGCGGUCAACACCAGAAGACAAGGAUCGGCAUUCGAUGUAAGCAGGUUGGCAGGAAGGAUCUUAGAGUAUAAGACUAUUUCGUGCUAGCAGACUUGAAGGCACAGUGCCUUAUGAGAUGAAGCCAAAUCAACAUGGCUGCGCUCUUCAGCAGAGCCAAACGGUCGCACGGGUAUCUCGGCCCGAACACAAUCCCCAAGCAUUACAGAGCAAGACCCAUGACCAUGCCAACUCCAGUUUCGCCAAGUUUUCGCCGUCUCAGAGUCUUCAGCCUAAACGCACAAGCGCGUGGCAUGUAUCACGGCAAGCUACAGCGGAGGCGGCAGCGUAGAUAUACUGGAUGGCCCCCUUGUCCAAAGAUCUCAGGAGCAGAGCUUAUCAACCACCGUCGCCGCUCGCCCCACCCGCACCUCGUUCCCCGACGAGCACUCUGAAACUAUUCUGAGAGCCCACAGAUACAAAGACCCACCAUGGACCCGCCGCCCCUCAUAACGCACCGCUACACCGCGGACCCGUCCGCCCACGUCUUCAACGGGCGCGUAUACAUCUACCCCUCGCAUGACCGCGAAACCACCGUCACAGACAACGACAACGGCGACCAAUACGACAUGGUCGACUACCACGUCUACAGCCUCCCUCACAUCCCCGAAUUCUCCUCCGCCCCCGCCAACGCCCAAGAAGAGCUCGCCGCGGGCCUCGUCACGGACCACGGCGCCGUCCUCGCCGCGCCCGCCGUGCCCUGGGUGCAGAAGCAGAUGUGGGCGCCCGACGCGGCGUUCAACCCCAAAGACGGGAAAUACUACCUCUUCUUCCCCGCGCGCGACCACGCCGGCGUAUUCCGCAUCGGCGUCGCGGUGGGCGCCCGCCCCGAGGGGCCGUUCGCGCCCGAGCCCGAGCCGAUCCCGGGGAGCUUCAGCAUCGACCCGGCCGCGUUCGUCGACGACGACGGGCAGGCUUAUUUGUACUUUGGCGGGAUAUGGGGCGGCCAGCUGCAGUGCUGGCGCGACACGUCGCAGUUCGAUAAGGAAGCGUACAAGAGCAUGGAGGCGUCCGGUGACGACGACGAGCCCGCGCUCUUCCCCAAGGUCGCGCUGCUCGCGCCGGACAUGCGGAGCUUCGCCGGGCCCGUGGCGGACCUCGUCAUCCUCGACGACGACACCGGCGCGCCGAUCCACGCCUCCAGGCACGACAAGCGGUUCUUCGAGGCGAGCUGGAUGCACAAGCGCGACGGCAGAUAUUACUUCUCGUACAGCACAGGCGACACGCACUUCCUCGUGUACGCCGUGGGCGAUAGCCCACUGGGGCCGUUCACGUAUGGCGGGAGGAUUCUGGAGCCCGUGCAGGGGUGGACGACGCACCACUCCAUCGUCGAGUUUGGGGGGAGGUGGUGGCUGUUUUACCACGAUACGAGUCUGAGCGGGAAGAACCACUUGAGGAGCGUCAAGGUGCGCGAACUGCUGUAUGAUGACGAGGGGAGGAUACGGCUGGCGCAGCCGCAGCCGACGGUGCCGGUGUAGGGAUCGGAGCGACUGAGAUUGAGAGUACACAAGAGAGUAUACAGCAUCGGUAUAGAUCGUGGAAUAG
Molecule: messenger RNA, 2230 nt
Organism: Coniophora puteana RWD-64-598 SS2
Lineage: Eukaryota; Fungi; Basidiomycota; Agaricomycetes; Boletales; Coniophoraceae
Product: glycoside hydrolase family 43 protein
Exons: 3
Coding region: 1117-2163 (348 amino acids)
Biological process (GO): carbohydrate metabolic process
Molecular function (GO): hydrolase activity, hydrolyzing O-glycosyl compounds
Source: RefSeq, a predicted model, not a curated record